Molecule: messenger RNA, 5029 nt
Organism: Melanotaenia boesemani (Boeseman's rainbowfish)
Lineage: Eukaryota; Metazoa; Chordata; Actinopteri; Atheriniformes; Melanotaeniidae
Product: importin-13-like
Exons: 23
Coding region: 115-3000 (961 amino acids)
Biological process (GO): protein import into nucleus
Cellular component (GO): cytoplasm; nuclear membrane
Molecular function (GO): small GTPase binding
Source: RefSeq, a predicted model, not a curated record
AAUGUAACAGAAAAGCUCCCGGUGACUGAGCAGAGAGACAGAAAAGCGGCAGGGAGCUGCCAGCAUCGUCUCAUCAUACCAUCGCUGGACAGAAAGCUCCGUGUCCGCGGAGAUAUGGAGACGCCGGGGAGAAUAGCAACCACACCGGACGCCCUGGACUUCACGGUGGAAAAUGUAGAGAAGGCCCUUCACCAGUUGUAUUACGAUCCCAAUAUAGAAAACAAGAAUCUGGCCCAGAAAUGGCUAAUGCAAGCUCAAGUCUCGCCUCAGGCUUGGCAGUUUUGCUGGGCCCUAUUGAAUCCAGAUAAGGUGCCUGAGAUCCAGUACUUUGGCGCAAGUGCGCUUCACACCAAGAUCUCUAGGUACUGGUCAGAUAUUCCCACAGACCAGUAUGAGUCUCUCAAGAGCCAGCUGUUCUCUCAGAUUGCCUGCUUCUCCUCCGGCUCCAAGAUGGUCCUUACCCGACUAUGCGUGGCGCUAGCCUCUCUGGCGCUCAACACAAUGCCCGAAGCCUGGCCUGGUGCCGUGGCAGAAAUGGUGCGGGUGUUUCAGGAGGAGGGGGGAGGGGUGGAUGGGCGGGCACGCUGUCUGGCUUUGCUGGAGCUGCUCACUGUCCUGCCUGAGGAGUUCCAGACCAGCCGCCUGCCCCAGUACCGGAAGGGACAGGUCCGGGGAGCCCUGGGCCGGGAAUGGGGGUCAGUCUGUCCCUUACUGCAACAACUGCUUCGGCGAACAGAUAGCCCAGGGGCCGUGAAAGCUCGCGUGCUGCGCUGCUUGUCGUCAUGGGUACUGCUGGAUGUGCCCCUCAGCGAGAGCGAAGCUCUGGUUCAUGACUGCUUUAGUGCCCUGUCUGACCCGGAGCUCUUUGACACAGCUGUAGAGGCAAUAGUGAAUGCCAUCUCGCAACCUGAUUCUCAAAGAUAUGUGAACACUUUGUUGAAACUGGUUCCCCAAGUCCUGGCUCUCCAGGAGCAGCUCAGAGAGGCUGUUCAGAAUGGAGACAUGGAGACCUGCCAUGGUAUUUGCCGGAUUGCUGUCACCCUUGGAGAGAACCACUCUAGAACUCUGUUGGAGCAGGUGGAUCACUGGCAGAGCUUCCUGGCUUUAGUCAACAUGAUCAUGUUUUGUACAGGCAUCCCUGGCCACUACCCGGUCAAUGAGACCACCAGCUCCCUCACACUCACCUUCUGGUAUACACUACAAGAUGAAAUCAUGUCGUUUGAGUCUGAUAAGCAGGCAGUUUAUCUUCAGGUCUACAGGCCAGUGUAUUUCCAGCUGGUGGAUGUUCUGCUGCACAAAGCCCAGUUUCCCUCUGAUCAGGAGUAUGCAUCCUGGUCCUCGGAUGAAAAGGAGCAAUUUAGGAUUUACAGGGUGGAUAUUUCUGACACACUCAUGUAUGUAUAUGAGAUGCUGGGAGCAGAGCUGCUGAGUAACCUGUACGAUAAACUAGGGAGACUGUUGACUAAUGCGGAGCAACCUACCUCCUGGCAGCACACAGAGGCUUUGCUGUAUGGCUUCCAGUCCAUAGCAGAGACGAUAGAUGUGAAUUACUCUGACGUCAUCCCUGGCUUGAUAGGACUCAUCCCCAGAAUCAACAUCACCAAUGUUCAGUUAGCAGACACAGUGAUGUUCACAAUAGGUGCUCUGGCAGAAUGGUUGGCAGACCACCCGGUGAUGCUCAGCAGUGUACUGCCAUUGGUUUUACAAGCAUUAGGGAACCCAGACCUUUCUGUUUCUUCUGUUUCGACACUCAAGAAAAUCUGCAGGGAGUGCAAAUAUGACCUGCCACCAUACGCAACCAACAUCGUAGCAGUUUCUCAGGAGGUGCUCAUAAAACAGAUCCACAAGACAAGUCAGUGUAUGUGGCUGAUGCAGGCUCUCGGCUUCCUGCUCUCCGCUCUCCCCGUGGAGGACAUCUUAAGAAACCUUCACUCUCUCAUCACCCCUUAUAUUCAGCAACUGGAGAAGCUAGCAGAUGAGACGCCUAAUCCCUCUAAUAAACUGGCCAUCAUCCACAUCUUGGGCCUGCUGUCCAACUUGUUCACUACGCUCGAUAUUAGUAAGCAAGACGAUGAGUCAGCGGAUGUCUCUGCACCACCUGUCAAAACAGCCCCACCCCCACCCGGACCAAACCCGGUGGUGGUGGUUUUGCAGCAGGUUUUCGCUCUUAUACAGACGGUACUGAGUAAGUGGCUCAACGACUCACAGGUUGUAGAGGCGGUAUGUGCCAUCUUUGAGAAGUCGGUGAAGACUCUCCUCCAUGACUUUACUCCCAUGGUGUCUCAACUAAGUGAGAUGCUCGGGCAGAUGUACAGUACAAUUCCCCAGGCCUCUGCCCUUGACCUCACAAGACAGAUGGUGCACAUCUUCGCCAGUGAGACAGACCACUUUCCACCGAUCAAGGCUCUGUUUGAGCUGGUUACCUCGGUAACACUGUCCAUCUUCCAACAAGGACCCAGGGAUCAUCCUGAUAUUGUUGAUUCAUUUAUGCAACUCCAAGCUCAGGCCCUCAAACGGAAGCCCGAUUUGUUCUUGUCUGAGAGUCUUGAUGUGAAAGCAGUGUUUCACUGUGGAAUUCUGUCACUCAAAUUUCCCGAAGCUCCGACAGUCAAGUCAACAUGCUUGUUCUUUACUGAACUGUUACCCCACUGCUCAGAUGUGCCUCCGAUAGCCAGGGUUAUGCAGGAGGAUGGCAAGCUGCUGGUACAAGCCGUACUGGAGGGCAUUGGGGGAGGGGCAUCUCGGAGUCUGAUGGACCAGUUUGCAGAAGUGCUGUUCAGUCUGAACAAGCACUGCUUCUCUCUGCUCGCUGUGUGGUUGAAAGAGGCGCUGCAGCCUCCAGGAUUCCCAUCGUCCCGAGUCACAGCUGAGCAGAAAGACAAUUUCUCACAACAGAUACUGAGAGAACGAGUAAACAAGAGGAGAGUGAAGGACAUAGUGAAGGAGUUCACACUACUGUGCAGAGGUCUCCAUGGUACAGAGUAUGCUGCUGAAUACUGAAACUCGCCCUUUGAACUCUCUCCUUACCAUGACUUCUGCCCUCAGUGCAAAACAGAUGAACACCACAGCAAACACAGUUCUCUCCAUCCCCGUGAAGACAUAAUGAAAUGAUUGUAACGAUAACCCAGUCGCAGGACAAGACAUGGAACUGUUCCAGCACAGACCUGCCAUCAGAUCAACAAACUUUUAAGGCCUUGGUGGCUUCAGAGAGGCCUUCCUCUCUGCUCCAAUUCUCUUGCCGGUUGUAAAAUUGAUUGUCUAUCUCUCUCUUCUUCCCCUUUUCUCUCCUUUAAAGGUCUUUUUGUGGGAAGAGCUUUGCGCAGCACACCCAGCAUGCUGCCUCACGCCUCCUUCUGUCUCUGGCUUGUUCUGCCUUUCUAGAUCUUCCUGUGGUUCCUAGGCUGUUUCCUGGUGAUUAGCAUCCAUUAAAAAUGGUAGUGGUAUUGUACUAGCUACUUGACAUUAUUUUUAAAAGUAAAUCAAUUUAAUUAUAUAAAUGUAUAUGUAUACACACAUAUAGAGUGGUUGUCAGUCCUGCUGCUGCUAUUGGGAAGAUUGAAGGACCAAUAUGAAGGAGGGGAUUCUGCAGGAAGAAUGACAAUAAUACAAAAUUAUUUACUCCUACUCAUGCCCCCAUGAUCUCUGCAUUUGCCAAAUUAUUAGUUGUUUUGUGAAUUUAUAUCUUUUUUUAAAGGCCUUUUGGGGGUUAUGAGUGGACAAAAAAAUAGAAAAGCCGAAAACCACAUUACAUGGACUGAAAACAGUGAUUUCUUGCCAAGCCUUCAAUGUGUGGGGCUGUACCUCAUGUACAUAAAAUCCCACCCAGUCAUACUGCAGUCUCCUUGGGUUGUAGAUGCAGUGGUCCCUAAGUAAAGCAGGACUGCCAAGAGUAAUGCCUGGAGGGAAAAUGGAUCAAAGUAACUGGCAGUGAGAAAAAAGAAACUGCCAAGAAGGGAGCUGAGCUUUUGGAGGGUAAAUUAUCCUGGCGGUGGACUGCUUAGUCACUGUAAUUGUGCAAGAAUAUUAAUCAAGUUGUGCAUAUUAACAGUUAUUGCUGAACACUUUUUGUGUAUUUGAGUGGAUGGGUGUGUUCCUACUUGUAUGUGUGAGAGGUUGUGUGCGCACAGAUGUAUCUUUUUCCACUUGUUCAGUGCACUUAUAUUGGACCUACAGUACAGAUGCAUAAUUUCCUCCUACUUUUAUUAAAAGAGCUGAUUCAUUUCUUCACACUGCACUCACUCAGGCGACUUUCUUCAGAGAGACUGACCCGGCACAUCCAGUAUUUCACCUCUGCUGCUCACCAGUCACCUCCUUAUCAUCUGGAUAAUCAUUGGCCAGACUCAUCCGUAUGUCUGAUAUUGACACCAUUUAUUGUUAACCAACGCUACCCAUAAUCUUUUCACUCAUCUGUGUCACUGCCUUGGAGAGGACCAAGAAGGAUUGGAGAGUUUAGUAACAAAAUGCUGGCAACUUUACUCAGAAAGCUACUUGACACUGACAUCAUGUGCUCAUCCAUUAAGCCGGUGACAUUAUUGGUGAAGUGACGUGAUGGCUGUAAAAUACACUGUCUAGUGAAUCAGCAAGACCCGCUGACAUCUAAUAACACUCAGCAUAGAAAUGUACUUCGUGGUCUCUGAUACAACUAUCUCAGUCUAAUCCUUCUGUCUUAUCCGAGGUGCCUGCAGACAUGUAGCAUGUGUGUGUUUUGGGUCGGUGGGGUUCAAGGGACAGAUACGCUCAGUGUGGGAGACACUGCAGAAAGAUGUGAUUUAGACUUAGACCAAAAGCAGGAACUGAGCCUGAAGUGAGCUUUUCUCCUUUAGUCUCAGAUGAACUGUGAAUGUCUUGACUUCAACACUGAUCCCUGGUCUGUUUUGUGGUCUCAGUCUGAAGUGAGAAAAUAAACUGUCGCAGUUUAAUUAAAGAGUUGUAUAUGGAUGAGGGAUGGGAAGGAUGAAAUGUAUGUUGUUUUUUUUCUUCCUUUUUUUUGUACCUUGGCUUUAAUUUAUUAAAUAUAUCUAAGACUGCA